Dromiciops gliroides (monito del monte) is the source of this 703-nucleotide messenger RNA. It is a transcript of the gene AP1S3, whose product is annotated as adaptor related protein complex 1 subunit sigma 3. Gene Ontology annotation, molecular function: clathrin-cargo adaptor activity. The record is from RefSeq and is a predicted model, not a curated record. The coding region runs from base 116 to 598 and encodes 160 amino acids. Gene Ontology annotation, cellular component: AP-1 adaptor complex; membrane coat; intracellular membrane-bounded organelle. The transcript has 5 exons. Gene Ontology annotation, biological process: vesicle-mediated transport; intracellular protein transport. NCBI's taxonomy places the organism in Eukaryota, Metazoa, Chordata, Mammalia, Microbiotheria, Microbiotheriidae.
ACCCCAUCAUUUGAAAGAAAACUUGAAUCUCCAGGAGGUGAAGGCAUUUGCCCAAAGUAAAAUAAUUUGCAAAUGAGAUGAAGAUGAACAAGAAGAUAUUUUGAAAAACCAUCAAAUGGAGCAUAAAUGUCAGGAGAUCCAUUUCAUAUUGCUGUUCAGUCGACAAGGGAAAUUAAGACUGCAGAAGUGGUAUAACACACUGCCUGAUAAAGAGAGAAAAAAGAUCAUCCGAGAAGUCGUACAGAUGAUUCUGUCUCGUGGUCAAAGAAUGAGCAGUUUUCUUGACUGGAAGGAUCUAAAAAUUGUUUAUAAAAGAUAUGCUAGCUUAUAUUUUUGCUGUGCAGUAGAAAAUCAGGACAAUGAACUGUUGACGCUAGAGAUUGUUCAUCGUUAUGUGGAGUUACUAGACAAGUAUUUUGGAAACGUCUGUGAGCUGGAUAUUAUCUUUAAUUUUGAAAAGGCAUAUUUCAUCCUUGAUGAGUUUAUAAUGGGUGGAGAAAUCCAAGAAACCUCAAAGAAAAUUGCUGUCAAGGCUAUGGAAGACUCUGAUAUGUUACAGGAGACGAUGGAAGAAUACAUGAGCAAACCUGCAUUUUAACUGAAAAAAUCCACUUGACAACCCAAUGAUGCUGCAUGUCAUAAAUCUGUAAAACUUCAGCUGGAUGUAGUUAUUUUCUGAUGUGCCAGAGCCUUAUGCCAAAAA